AUGUCUUCAUUACUCCCUCCUGGGGGAUGCGGGCUCUCUCUGUUGGCGGACACUUCGGACGUUGCCGGCGUAGCCCAUGCUUUCAAAAUUCUGAACGCAGACGACCCUGCAGUUGCAGGCUUUGUGAGGUCGACGUUGGAAAACGCCGUCCGCUUGAAAAUGCGGUGUACGCCUAACGAAGGGGACAUCGCCUGGCACCUUUUGGUCUCGCUAGAGGGGAAACUGUCGUUGUCCACCAAUCGCACAUCGGCAGCUUUGAGGCGAUUCGGCUUCUGUUGGCGCUGGUACCCUGCUCGAUGUAUGCUCUCGCCGGAGUACCCAGCAGGCGGUGUUCUGAUCAUUACUCCGAACGCCAAGCGGCAAAUCAUAGGCCGAAUGAAGGCCGCUGCUUCGGAGCACUACAUGUCCGCGCUUAUCGCGAACCUGGAACAGGACAAAGAAUUCGAUGCGACCUCCCGUCAUGGGAAGAGCAAUCGCUUCAUACUGACAGGUCAGUACCUCCGUUUCGCCGAUUGGCGCUUUGUGCAUCUCGCACACUUCGAUGUGCUCCCCAUAAAUGGAGUGCCUCGAUGGGGCGAAGGUAACCAGAGAUGCCUGCGGUGCAGAUACCAAUUGGAGAUGUUGCCCCACAUGCUCUGUCUCUGCGGCCCCCAAGCGGCAGUUACGCCUUUUUCGAGAGGCUUGAAGCGGCCUCCAGGCUACCCGAGGAAUCGUGAAUUAACACAACUGCGGGCAUUGCGUCCUGAUAUUGUGAUACCCGGGCCGUCCAGGACCAUCGUCGUGAUCGAUGUCACCGUGUUUUUCGAGUAUAAGUUCGAUUCGCUUGAAAAUGCAGGGAUCGAGAAGAUCCACAUAUAUCAGCCGGGUACAUCGCUCACGUUGACGGCUUUGCCGUGGGCGCCUGACACUCUCACAACAACACUCUCACCUCUUUGCUGCAACUCUGAUGAGUCGAUGCAUGUUCUCGGAGACCAUCGCGUGGUCCUGGGACGUGCACGUAGAGCACAUCUCGUGCAUCCGGCAGUACCGCGUGAUGAAGUCAACAGCGCAGGAUGA
Heterotrigona itama is the source of this 1056-nucleotide messenger RNA. The record is from the annotation of a GenBank genome assembly. NCBI's taxonomy places the organism in Eukaryota, Metazoa, Arthropoda, Insecta, Hymenoptera, Apidae.